GCCGCCAUGGCGUCGCUGCGCAUCCGGCAGUACCAGGAGCGGGACUUCGAGGCCGUGCGGGCGCUGUUCGCCCGCGGCAUCCUGGAGCACUCGCCGGCCGCCUUCCGCCACGCGCUGCGGGCGGCGCGGGUGCGCCUGGCGCUGCUGGCCGUCUUCGUGGCGGCGCGGGCGGCCGCCGGCUCCUGGCUGCUGGGGCUGGGCGCGCUGGCGCUGGCGCUGGCGCUGCUCUGGGUGCUGCUGCGCUCCAUCGGCGCCGAGUACGUGCGCCAGGCGCUGGGCACCGACCUGUGCGACGUGCCGGGCACCUACCUGCGCUCGCCCGACCGCCGCUUCUGGGUGGCCGAGGAGGACGGCGCCGUGGCGGGCAUGGUGGCGGCGAUGCCCGCGGGCCGCGGCGAGCUGGAGCUGAAGAGGAUGUCGGUGAGCCGCGAGCACCGGGGCCGCGGGCUGGCGCCGGCGCUGUGCCGCGAGGUGUUGGCGUUCGCCCGCGCCCGCGGGUACGGCGCCGUGGUGCUCUCCACCUCCGUGGUGCAGGUGGCGGCGCAGCGGCUCUACGAGGAGCAGGGCUUCCGCAGGGUGGGCACCUCGUACCCCUCGCUGCUGGGCACCCUGCUCAACUUCCAGAUCUUUCACUACCGCUGUGAUUUGGGGCAUGGUGAUAAAUAGGGCGCUGGUAGGGGUGGAGGGUUCGGCGUGGCAGCGUCGACCUGGCACUGCCGGCCCGGGGAUGUGAGGCGUCGCCGCGGCGCUGCUGUGGUGCCCGAACCCCGGCAGCGCCGCUGCCCGUGAAGCCUGGCACCGCUCCGGCACCCCAAACCCGGCCCCGGGAUGUGACCCCAGCGCCCCGACCCCAACCCUGGCACAG
Lonchura striata (white-rumped munia) is the source of this 865-nucleotide messenger RNA. Lineage: Eukaryota; Metazoa; Chordata; Aves; Passeriformes; Estrildidae. The record is from RefSeq and is a predicted model, not a curated record.